Molecule: messenger RNA, 4058 nt
Organism: Dendronephthya gigantea
Lineage: Eukaryota; Metazoa; Cnidaria; Anthozoa; Malacalcyonacea; Nephtheidae
Product: nuclear pore complex protein Nup93-like
Exons: 27
Coding region: 208-2664 (818 amino acids)
Biological process (GO): poly(A)+ mRNA export from nucleus; protein import into nucleus
Cellular component (GO): nuclear pore
Molecular function (GO): structural constituent of nuclear pore
Source: RefSeq, a predicted model, not a curated record
AUAUGGCGGAAUUUUGAAACGAAGCGAAACCAGCGUGCUUCAAAAAGACUCAAUUUUACAUCACAAUUUUGUACGUUUUUCUUUGAUUAAUACUACUUCAAGCAGAUUGCAUGAGCGGCAACUGUUCUGUAGUAUUCUGGAGCUGUUUUGGUAUCGGGUAAACCGUGUUUAUUUUGACAUUCUGCACUUGUUUGCUAACUGCCCGGUAUGUCUGGAUUUGGAGAUCUGUUACAACAAGCUGAGCAGCUGACAGCUGAUAUAGAGAGCGGAGGAGAAUUGCCAAGAAUUGAGAGGAAUCUUCAUCAACUUGCCGAAGCCGGGGAUAGGUUGUGGAAGAAGACUGCGGGUGGUGUCGGUGAAGAUGCUGAUGUCAGAGCAUCAAUCUUACUUGGAUCAAAAGGCUUCGAUCUUCCACGGUUGUCAGAAAAACUGGACAAUCUCAGCACGGCAAAAACAUUUGAGCCUCUUGAACCAAUCACAGAUACUGAUAUACAGGGUUUCCUGAGAAAUGAAAGAGAAAAUGCUAUUUUGGCUGCAAUUGAAGAAUCUAAAAAGAAUACGUUUGAUGAGGCAGAGAGAAAUCACUGGCGAUGUAUGGAGAACGAGUGGGAACAACAGAAAUUGAAAAUCCUAAAUUCUCUUUUGGGUUCAGAACAGGACUCCCUGGACUUCUCAAGUGCUGUUUUGGAUGGUACGUUGAAUCAGGUUGACUUGUCUCAGAGAAGUGGGUUAGACUUUGUUGAAAUGGCGUAUGCAAGGCAGAUUUAUAUGUAUAACGAAGCUGCGAUCCAGGGAAUUGAUUUCAAUAUUGUAGAAGGUUUUCAAAAUACCGCCGAUAAGUUCAAUGAUCAGCAUAUCAGAGAUUGCUGGACUCUCGUUGAUCAAAUGACGAGUCUUGAAACGCACAGUUCUGCAACAUCUUCCGAGGCAACCAGGUUCUCUACGGAGUCCCAAGCAUUUUUCAUACAAGAGGCAAGAUCAUUCUUAGAGAAGAGAUAUCAGAAAUAUAUCGAGCGUAUCGUUUACGGCAAUCUUCAGCAAGCGCAGUUGGGUGGCGUUCCUGGUGUGUUUUCGCUCGUCAAAAGUUUUCUGAAGCUACGACCUCUGGUUGCUUUAUCACACGAGCUUGAGGAUGGAGACGUUGACGGGGUUCCGUUUUGGCCAUUCCUUUAUUAUUGUAUCAGAUGUGGCGAUCUCAAUGCGGCCAUGCAGGUCGCUCAAAUGUCAGCACAUCAUACAACCAAGUUAAAAGAAUAUCUUGAAGAUUAUUCCCGGCGUGCAGACAAAAGGUUACAUCCUAGUUUGGAGGAAGAAUUACGCCUUCAAUAUCGGCGGUCUAUAAACAACGGCACUGAUCCAUUUAAAAGAGCUGUAUACACAGUCUUGGGACGUAUUUCUGACGCGGAGGAAUUGUCAGACGUUAUCACAAAAACGGAUGAUUAUUUAUGGCUGAAGUUAUGUCAGAUCGUGUCAACAGGCGAGAAGCGAGAUCACAGCACAUUAACCUUACAGAAUCUGCAAGUCUUGUUAUCAGAGGAAUAUGGUGAAGCAUAUUUCAAAGCGAUGGAGAACCCGCUGUUGUACUUUCAAGUUCUAAUGCUGUCCGCUCAGUUUGAACCGGCAAUCGAGUUUCUGUCUCGUAUCGAGGUCUACCGCAGUCACGCUGUGCAUUUUGCAAUCGUAAUGUAUUUACGGAACAUUCUCAUUCUUCCUGAAACUAUUCAAGCACAAUUAAUGACGAAAGAUUCCACUGAUGGCGGUGUUUACAGGCUGAACUUUGCCAGACUCAUCAAAUCCUACACGAGAAAGUUUGAGAUCACAGAUCCCAGAGAAGCUUUGCAAUACUUCUAUAUUUUGAGGAAGUUGAGAAGUCCAAAUGGGGAAAAUUUAUUCAGUAAAUGCGUCAGCGAGCUGGUACUGGAGACGAGAGAGUUUGAUGUGCUGUUGGGUCACAUGGACGCGGAUGGUACAAGGAAGUUGGGUUGUAUCGACAAGUUCCAAGGCGAAGUUGAGGAUAUUAUUGAAGUUGUGGCUAAAGACACUGAAGAGAAAGGUUUAUUUGAGGAGGCUGCGAGAUUGUAUGAUCUUGCUAAGAAUCAUGAAAAAACAGUCGAAGUUCUAAAUAAACUUCUUAGCCAGGUGGUCUCUGCUGCGCCCAGUCCUCAUUCCAACAGGGACAGGCUGAAGGAAUUGGCCUUUUCUGUUGCAGAAAGGUAUAAAAGUCAGGGAAACAACGCCUCUCGUUUUCGAACAAAUACAUUCUACCUUUUGUGUGAUCUCAUGCAGUUCUUUGACCUCUAUCAUCUUAAACAAAUCGACGAUGCUUUUGAGGUGAUGCGAAAGCUACAGUUGGUUCCACUGAGUGGUGAAAGUGUGGAUCAAAAGGUCUCAGCUUUCAGACAAUAUACAGACGAGAUUCGUAGAUGUCUUCCGGAUAUUUUGAUCGCAACGAUGUCAAUUUUGUACAGCAAAUAUAAGGAGAGAAGGCCUGAUUAUCCCAGUUCCCCGUCAAGUUUCCAACGAGGUGAAGGAGGAUUACAGGCGUUCCGUAAAAAUAUUCGUCAGCAAGCGAGAGCUCUGAUAACCUUCGCUGGUCUUCUUCCAUACCGAAUGCCAGGCGAUACAAGUGCUCGUCUAGUUCAACUGGAGGUGCUUAUGAACUGAACAAACUUCGUGAUCCUUCGUCGGAGAUCGCCGGUAACCGUUCGGAUAGUUGUCGUCUAAGGCUCGCUGAUGCCACAGGUAGCACGUACAAUGUUUUGUGUACUAAAAGUUUGUGUGUCUUUGUCCAGACGGCGUCGUCUCACUCUAAAUGAAAUGUACACAUUUUCAAAUAAUUUGGACUUGAAUUCGUUUUUUCGGCUUAGAUGUUGAUCGCAGUAUUCAUCAAAUAAUCCCUGUGUACCAUUUUUCAUCUGCAACCAUCUAGACAUUACUUAGCAAUAACUGUAUUUACUAAUAUUAUAAGAUAUUUUGAGUAUACAUACUGUGUUGCUUGUAUGAUAAGGGGUGGGUUGGGUCCAAACUUUAGUUGUUACAUUACUGAUUAUCAGCUGCCACUGAUAUCACUAUUUUUGCACAGACAUAUAGUGUUUAAUCGUUUGGCAGAUAUUUGCUGAGAUAUUUUUUCAGCUGUUAUUGAAACUAUUGUCAGAUCAAACGUUUUUUUCCAUACCCUCAAGCGAUAUCACUUCUUGUUUAAGGACGCUCGAGCAUACAUACGUGCCUCUUUUAUAAGCGUGCUUAAACUGCUUUUCCACUUACGUGUUUUUUAUACGCACGAACACGUAUGAAAAAUAUUAAAUGCUUUUCAAUUUUUAUUAUUUAAGAUCUAGAUCAAGUAAUGCAUACUAAAAUAUGCAGAAAACUAAGUUCCUUCGAUUUAUUCACUUCGUUUUUUUAAAGGUGACAUGUAUGAAGAUUUAGACUGGAAAACAGGACUGCUUUCCACUUCCGCGUUUUUUUAUUCGUGGAAAUUUCAAAUGUUUCAAAACCAAAUUUAUUAUUUAGGACAUCGGUCAACAAAUGCAUAUACUGAAAUAUGCUGCAAACAAAAUUCUGUCGAUUUAUUCACUCAUGCACCUAGCUUUUUCAAAUAUGGCAUGUAUAAGGAUUUAGACUUACGUGCGUGUAUGUGCGUAUGAGAAACGUGUCGCUGGAAAGAAGCUCUUAGAAAUAUUGGAAUUCGGCUCACAGAUGAAAUAUCGUCAUGCAACCAGAGUACAAAAAUAGACGAAAACUAGGCGAAGACUAGCAAGAACACUCCAUUUUAAUUUCCCUGCCUUUUUUCACAACUUAGAUCAAUGCUUUAUCUUGUAAGCAAUUGCCAAUUAUAUAGAAAAUGUUCGAGUGUAAAUUGUAAAAACUUUGUAGUAUUACAUUAUUCGCAUAUUUCCGUAAAAAACUCAGCUAAGAUCUUGGAAUAUUACACAUUGUGAGUCGACGACCAUGACAACCAUAUUGACUCGCAAUCCAAGAUGGCGGUCGCGUAAACUAAACGGUGUAUUUAAAGAAUUACAUAACGUUUCUAAUCUAAUGCACCUUAAUUAUACACUCUU